This is a messenger RNA of Diaporthe amygdali, 576 nucleotides long. RefSeq lists its product as uncharacterized. The transcript has 2 exons. The record is from RefSeq and is a predicted model, not a curated record. The coding region runs from base 1 to 576 and encodes 191 amino acids. NCBI's taxonomy places the organism in Eukaryota, Fungi, Ascomycota, Sordariomycetes, Diaporthales, Diaporthaceae.
AUGGUCUGGAGAAAUGCAUCCGACCGCCUGCCGAGACGGGUCCUUAUCUCUGGCCGUGACAACGAUCGGAUUGUGAUUGGCCCUUGGCCCUGGCUCGAGAAGUCUGCUGGGGUGUCGCUCCUGGCUCCAUACUUCCAGAUCGACACCUCAAUUGAGUUUGUUCUCGUUUGGCAAUGCGAUCCAAGCCGCGCUGGACCCUGGCCACGAUGUCUUCACACCAGUCUCCCGCCCCCCGUCAGCCCGUCCACCGACCGCAACCUCUCAAACUCACCGCUGGAACUCAAGGAGUCGUAUCAGCCCGCCUGGCUCACUGCCCUCCCCCUCUCCAAGCACCUGGGUCUGCAGGUCCGCUCCUCGGUGGGCCAUCCUGGGCGCUCCAAGAACUCGACCCUCUGCCAUUGGCUGCCGACUUACACGCUUAUCGCGCCCUUCUCAUUGGCGCGGCCCAAGGGUGCCACCAGCAUCGUAGGGGUCCUGUUCUCGGCCAAGUCCGGCCCACACCCAGGCACACCCAGCAUGCAAGCCUUCGACGUCAACUCGGCCGACUGCCGACCCUUUGCCGUGCAGAUCCAGUAG